Molecule: messenger RNA, 3778 nt
Organism: Acromyrmex echinatior (Panamanian leafcutter ant)
Lineage: Eukaryota; Metazoa; Arthropoda; Insecta; Hymenoptera; Formicidae
Product: sodium- and chloride-dependent glycine transporter 1
Biological process (GO): amino acid transport; nitrogen compound transport; sodium ion transmembrane transport
Cellular component (GO): plasma membrane
Molecular function (GO): glycine:sodium symporter activity
Source: RefSeq, a predicted model, not a curated record
UCUUUGCUUUUAAUCUCUAUGCCUCCCACGCGAUCAACUCACAAGGAUAGAUGCAAAUCCUACAUCACUCUCCCUGAAGGUAAACCUGGGCCAAUCGUACAGUAUCGAGAGGAUGGCCAAAGUGAGGGAGAGGGUGCAAAGGUUUAGAGCAGAGCAGCUCGCAGGAGCAGUAAUAUCGAUCGAUCCGGAGUGGAGCUCGACAGGUCUCGGUUUCCUAAUGCGUGGGAGAGAAAGAGAGAGAGAGAGGGGAGAGAGAGAGAGAGAGAGAGAGAGAGAGAGAGAGAGAGAACGGAAACGAGGAGAGAGUGUCGAGCAGGGUUGAGUUCUCCGGAGAGGUGAAGAGGGCAUGUAGCAAAAGCUAUCCUAUAAUCAGACAGACAGGCCGAUCAGCUGCCCGGGCACAGAUCGCUCUCGCGCUACUCGAUUAGUCUUUCACAUACACUUAUCUUUAUUCAUUCGCCUGUGUUUAUUUGCCUUUGGCCUUCUUUCUUAUUUUCUUUUCGGUCUUGUACCCUUUUUUAUUUUCUUCUUAUGUUCUUUCUUCCGGAUUCCUUUCCUCUUGCAAUUGUGGCUCGGAUCUGUCACUCAUCGGCCUUGAAAUAAGUAUAGUGACAGUGCAAAUUUGACCUUGGCGAGUUACACUGUUAAAGCUAACAGCGCGACUUGGUAACCAUGAGAAAACGAAGAAAUAAUUAAUAUCACGGAGACCAUAUCAAAAGAUCAUAUGUUUAAAGAAUGGAAGAAACAUCUUCAAGAUUACGUCCUUACAUGGAUUGGGACAACGAGAAUAAAUAUUCAAUAGCGAAUAGUCAAGCACCCUUGCAGAGUGGCGAAGACGAACACUCGAAACGCGGAACCUGGACAGGAAAAUUCGAUUUUCUUUUGUCUCUUUUGGGAUAUAGCGUGGGCCUCGGAAAUGUCUGGAGAUUUCCGUAUCUUUGCUACUCGAAUGGCGGCGGUGCUUUCCUGAUACCAUUCAUCGUGAUGCUCAUCACCGCCGGAUGGCCUCUUAUGUUCAUAGAACUUUCCUUAGGACAGUAUGCUAGUCUCGGACCGGUGGCGGUUUACGAACAGUUUUGUCCUUUGUUUCGUGGCUUAGGAUAUGGAAUGGUUCUCGUUAGUUCCAUUGUCAUGCUCUAUUAUAAUUUAAUUAUUGCCUGGACACUGUAUUACAUAUUUGCCUCAGUCAAUGGCGAUUGGGAGUUACCCUGGAGCAAAUGCGAGAAGAAAUGGAGCACCGAGGAUUGCUUUAUGCCGGACGUUGCCGAGACUUGUGUCUCUCAAAAUGCUUCUUACUUCAAAGGAAAAUGCCUCAAUUCAACUCAAAUGACUGCGAUGGGUCUGAUCAUCGAAAAUAUAACUGGCGCUAUCAGAAAACCGCCAUCCGAGGAAUAUUUUCACAAUCAUGUUUUGGGGAUCAGCAGUGGAAUCGAAGAAACUGGAUCAAUUCGACCGUCUAUUGCAAUUAGCCUCUUUUUGGCGUGGUUCAUUGUGUUUCUUUGUUUGAGCAAAGGUGUGCAAAGCUCAGGCAAAGUCGUAUACUUCACUGCUCUUUUUCCGUAUGUUGUUCUGAUUGCCCUUUUUAUUCGUGGAAUUUUACUUCCUGGUGCUAAGGAGGGUAUACUUUUCUAUCUAACUCCUGAUUGGAGAAGACUCACAUCCACCAAAGUAUGGGGAGAUGCUGCCGUUCAGACUUUCUUCGCUUUGAGUCCAGCCUGGGGCGGCCUGAUCACUUUGAGUUCUUAUAAUAAAUUCACUAACAAUUGCUACAAAGACUCCUUAAUCGUGGCGAUAAGUAAUAUCGCGACUUCCUUUUUUGCCGGCCUGGUGAUCUUUUCGGUAAUCGGCUUCCUUGCUCACGAGCUCGACGUACCAGUGGCGUCGGUGGUAGAUGAAGGCCCUGGGUUGGCGUUUAUAGUUUAUCCAGAGAUUGUAGCUCGUCUGCCGGUCGCACCCAUCUGGUCGCUGCUAUUCUUCAUCAUGCUGCUCACUUUGGGCCUUGAUUCACAGUUCGCUCUCAUGGAGACCGUCACUACAGCAAUACUUGAUAGUGUUCCAUCAUUGAGAAGCUACAAAGUUUGGGUCGUCCUAGGAGUUGCGAUGUUCGGAUAUGCUGGUGGUAUCAUUUUCACGACCAAUGCUGGCAUGUAUUGGCUGCAAUUAAUGGAUAAGCACGCGGCAAAUUCGUCCGUUUUGUUGAUCGCCGUAAUCGAAUGUGUUAUUGUGGCAUGGUUGUAUGGUGCGGAUCGCUUUUUGGACGAUGUUCAACAGAUGAUCGGACCUCGAAGCCGUUUAUGGAGAUUAUUCUGGAAAUGGAUGUGGAAGUUUGUCACGCCCGCGGCAUUGUUCUUUAUUCUUUCUUUUAAUUGGGUGGUGUACAAAGAGAUCAAGUAUGGAGCUUACAUUUAUCCGAUAUGGGCAGACACAUUGGGUUAUCUUAUUGGUAGACUUCCCGUUUUUGUAAUUAUCGGAUUAUUUAUGGAUCAGCUAAAGGGACGACGUUGGCGAUCAUCUUACGAUAAUGAUGAUAAAGAUGAUAACGAUGAUGAGGAUGAGGAUGAAGAUGACGAUGAUGAGUUUAAUAAGGAAUCUUGCCAAAAAGCGGAGAAAGAAAAGGGCAAAGAUAAGAGAAAGAACAUAUGGAACCGUAUAAAGAUAUUGAUGCAGCCAACAUCCAAGUGGAGACCAGCGUCGCAAAAUUCUUUAACGCCUUUCAGAACUUUGACGACUUCGUUAGCAACCUCAGAAGCGUAUGACUCUGUGCAAGAUACGAUUAUUUUGAUGAAUGGUCAGCCGAUGAUGCAACCAUCCAGCGUUAUUCCAUCUGCUCAGAAACUCCCCGGACCAUCGAUUCUUAAAAAUUCUAGCAAAACCGAUUUGAUUACCUCUCAGCAAGUGUGACAUGACGUUCGUUUUACGUCCGAUGAUGAUACCUCAAUAGAAUCAUGCUGAAGAUACAAUAUGCCCAACAUAAAAUCAUGCAUUGGUUAACUAAUGUGACGCGACUUCCCACACAAUGAUAGUAAAAGUAUACCUCACUGUAUGAAAUAAUGACAAUUAAUAUAAUGUUUAGUCACUGUUGCUGGUUUCCUAUCGGUCAAGAGAGAUGAUUGACUGUUCUAAUAAUAAGUAAGAUUAUAUAAGAGCAGUAACGCAUAACGAAUCGUGAUAAUAUGGUGAUGACACGAUAUCAAUAUCAAAUCAGAUAACAAUCAACAAAUUAAUUAUUUCAGAAAUAUAUAAUAUAUAAUUUCUUCAAACACGUCACCACGUUGUGAUAUUUACCUUUCGAUAAUAUCAAGUAAACAUUUUUUAAAAAAUUAGAAGAAAUAGAUAGAACAGCUAAAAGUUUUAUUUUGCGGUACAGUCAUACUGAAUACUUAAGAAUCUGUCAUCGCAGUAAUGGUUACGGUUCUAAUGUUGUUACAAACAACUAGUAGAGCGAACAGUACAAAUUAAUGUGUCCUAGUUGCAGCAUCUGAUAGGAAAAAGAUGCUUUCUUUUAGGGGAAGCCUCUUUUCUUCGUGAAAGAAAAUUAAUGGAAAAGGAAAUUUUUUUCUCAAAAGUAUUUGCGGUAGAUUCGCGUAAGAGGAAAGUAUUUUUUUAUAUAAAUAACGGUGGCAAUAUUAUCAUUAGAACAAAUAUGUCUGCAAAAAAAAUAAUUUUAUUGUAGAACUAAAGAUGAUAUUUUAGUUGUGUCUUAAUGCUGAACGGCGUACAAUCAGGAUACAAUUAAUAAGAUGCCUUGAAUGUGUAUAUAUAUAUAUAUAUAUAUAUA